Messenger RNA from Elgaria multicarinata webbii, 1022 nucleotides. It is a transcript of the gene MAFA, whose product is annotated as MAF bZIP transcription factor A. Gene Ontology annotation, cellular component: nucleus. Bases 9 to 1022 code for a protein of 337 amino acids. The record is from RefSeq and is a predicted model, not a curated record. Lineage: Eukaryota; Metazoa; Chordata; Lepidosauria; Squamata; Anguidae. Gene Ontology annotation, molecular function: RNA polymerase II cis-regulatory region sequence-specific DNA binding; DNA-binding transcription factor activity, RNA polymerase II-specific. The transcript has a single exon. Gene Ontology annotation, biological process: regulation of transcription by RNA polymerase II; insulin secretion; response to glucose.
GCGCUGAGAUGGCCUCGGAGCUGGCGCUGAGCGCGGCCGAGCUGCCCAGCAGCCCGCUGGCCAUCGAGUACGUGAACGACUUCGACCUGAUGAAGUUCGAGGUGAAGAAGGAGCCGCCCGAGGCGGAGCGCUUCUGCCACCGCCUGCCGCCGCCGGGCUCGCUCUCGUCCACGCCGCUCAGCACGCCCUGCUCGUCCGUGCCCUCCUCGCCCAGCUUCUGCGCGCCCAGCCCCGGCGGCGGGCAGCCCGCGCCCGGCCUCGCCCACCCGGCCGGCGGGGGCGGCCUGGGCCUCGGGCCCCCGGGCGGCGGGGGCGCGGCCGGCAAGGCGCAGCUGGAGGACCUGUACUGGAUGUCCAGCUACCAGCACCACCUCAACCCGGAGGCGCUGAACCUGACGCCCGAGGACGCGGUGGAGGCGCUGAUCGGCGCGCCGCCCCACCACCACCACCACCAUCAUCCCCACCACCACCAGGGCGCCGUCGGGGGCGGCGGCGGGGGCGGCUACGAGGGCUUCCGCGGCGGGCCGGCCUUCCCCGGCGAGGAGCUGGCGCCGUCGGGCCACGCGCCGCACCACCACCACCACCACCACCACGGCGGCCACCACCACCACGGCCACGGCCACCACCACCUGCGCCUGGAGGAGCGCUUCUCGGACGACCAGCUGGUCUCGAUGUCGGUGCGCGAGCUGAACCGGCAGCUGCGCGGCUUCAGCAAGGAGGAGGUGAUCCGCCUCAAGCAGAAGCGGCGCACGCUCAAGAACCGCGGCUACGCGCAGUCGUGCCGCUACAAGCGCGUCCAGCAGCGGCACAUCCUGGAGAACGAGAAGUGCCAGCUGCAGGGCCAGGUGGAGCAGCUCAAGCAGGAGGUGGCGCGCCUGGCCAAGGAGCGCGACCUCUACAAGGAGAAGUACGAGAAGCUGGCCGGGCGCGCCUUCGCCGCCGCCGCCGCCAGGGAGCCCUCGCCCGCCCAGCCCGGCGGGGCCAACGCCGCCAAGCCCCCGACGGCCGACUUCUUCAUGUGA